CUUGGGCAGGAGGAACCCCCAAGCCAACACGCUCAGCCCUUGUUUUCCCCCCCAUCAGGAUUUGUCCUUCCCAAAGAUUGGGCGGAUGGAGGAGGAGGCUGCGAGGAAGAGGAAGAUGCCUUGGGCCCCCCAGGCAGGUGAGGAGGAAGUCAGUGUCCCUUUGGGCGGGUGUUGUGCUGGCUCUGUCAGCUGAGCAUGGCCCCGGCUGCAGGACAACCCCGCUGGCGCCGCCGUCCUGCCGGGGCCGGAGUUGGGGGGAUGUCCUUGGCCUUCCCUGUGGGCCGGAGGCAAAUCCCCUGCCUGUCCUUCUUGCUUCCUGCCCCAGGCCCCGAGCUGAGGACGGAGAGCCCGGAGGACAAAUCCCCCCGUGAGACCCUGGUGGGAGAGGCCGUUUUGAAGGGCUCCCCGGCGCAGGAAGGCAGCGGGGAGGAAAAGGGCCGGAGAUCCCCCCGCAGGAGGGGCUCCAAAGCCAUCCCAGGGUGCUCUGAGGAGGAAAGACCCAGCCUGUGCCAGGAAGGUGGUUGGAGCUUGAGCAUGAGCUCCAACAUCAUGGUCCCAAGGCAACCUCCCACUAGAAAGAAGCCCUUCAGGUGCUUGGAAUGUGGGAAGAGUUUCAGGAAGAGCUCCCACCUGCUCCGACACCAGCACAUCCACACAGGGAAAUGGCCGUACAUGUGUAGGGAGUGUGAGAAGAGCUUCAGAGACAACUCUGAUCUCCUCAGCCACCAGCGCAUCCACACUGGAGAACAGCCCUACACGUGCGGGGAAUGUGGGAAGAGCUUCAGUGACAGCUCCAACCUCCGCACCCACCAGCACAUCCACAGUGGGGAACGGCCCUACACGUGUGGGGAAUGUGGGAAGAGCUUUAACCAGAGCUCCACUCUCCGCUCCCACCAGCGCAUCCACACCGGGGAACGACCCUACAAGUGCUUGGAAUGUGGGAAGAGGUUUAGCACCAGCUCCAAUCUCCACACGCAUGAGCGGACGCACACGGAUGAGAGGCCCUUCCGCUGCACCGACUGCGGGAAGGGCUUCAACCGGAACUGCACCCUCAUCAGGCACCGGCGCACCCACACCGGGGAGAGACCCUACAAGUGUGGGGAGUGUGGGAAGAGCUUCGCCCAGAGCUCUACCUUGACCUCACACCAACAGACCCACCAGUAAGGGAAGCCCUACCAGUGCCGAUAUAUUGUGUGAGUGCAGGGCUUGAGGCGUGUGGGAUUGUGUGGACACAGAGAAAGAACUAACAUUCAGAAACAUAUCUGCUUCCCUGUCUCAAUUAAUAAACCCCAGAGUUUGACACAUUAAUAAUAUCCAUAGCAAUUGUGAUUUGACAAUAUAUUGUGACCUGCAUAUGCACAUAUGAGCAAAGGGACAUUCGAAAUAGGUGUUGUAGUUUCUGCAGUUCUUGUGUUAUGGGUUAGGGUAGAGAGGAUUUGAGCUAAAAAUUGUCUGAACAUUUUGAGAGUGCAGAGACAUCUGUCUGACCAUCACUAGAUGUGCUUUGAUUUUAAGGCAGAGCACGUUAAAGAAUGCAAUAACUUAACGCCAGCUGCAGUCUUGAAUUUUUGCUUUUUCAGCAAUAACAAUAGCAUUAAUAAUUACUAAUAGUUAAUGAGCUAACAUGCAAUAAAUGUAUCUGCUCAUUUUGACAUAUGUGUGUCGCUGGAACAGAGAGAUUUCUCUGAACAUUUUUUCCUGCACUCUGUAUGCCUUUCUUGCCAUGGAAGUGACAAGCUGUAUUGUUUAUACUUAUAGACUGUGUGAAAAUAUGUGAUAUUUAUACUUGUUAGCUGCAUGUCUAAUUAUAAGGUUUGAGAACGUAAUAUGUUUAUAGUAAGAAAGCCUUGAGAAACUGGAGAUAAUGAAACACCUGCAGAUUUAGGAAAACCCCUAAAAGCAUAUUAAUUAGAAAGAGCUUUUUAUGCCAAGGAUGAUUUCAGGUCGCAUGGACAGAGCCUCAGAUCCAAUAAACUGAGAGCAUGAGACGCGUGCACAGACUGAGCUAUCCAAUCACCUUGAUGUGAGCAUGUACCCUGAGCAAACUAAACUGUAUAAAAGUUAACUGAUUUAAAUAAUAAAUUGGACAUUGCUUUGAUCA
Messenger RNA from Pseudopipra pipra, 2101 nucleotides. RefSeq names its product zinc finger protein 239-like. Gene Ontology annotation, biological process: regulation of transcription by RNA polymerase II. NCBI's taxonomy places the organism in Eukaryota, Metazoa, Chordata, Aves, Passeriformes, Pipridae. Bases 196 to 1164 code for a protein of 322 amino acids. Gene Ontology annotation, cellular component: nucleus. Gene Ontology annotation, molecular function: RNA polymerase II cis-regulatory region sequence-specific DNA binding; DNA-binding transcription factor activity, RNA polymerase II-specific. The transcript has a single exon. The record is from RefSeq and is a predicted model, not a curated record.